CCCUCCCGCCGCAGAAUACGACCCGAAGGUGGUGUCGACGACCAGCCUGUCCGAGGAGGGCAUCCACGUCUCCCUCUCCAACUUCCCCGUCACGCCCACCGUCGCCGCCAACAUGCAGGCCGUGCGCGUCGCCCCCAACACGGCCGCCUCCGUCGCCCUCUCGGUCACCACGAUCGACCGGCGGGAGAAAUACCAAGAGAUCUGGCCGUGGUCGAGGCCGACCUGCCUCACCGAGGAGAAGUUCUGGCAGCUGGGCGAGGAGGAGAGAGCGCACACGGAGAACAACCUGUACUUCGCCUUCUACUACCGGGAGUGUCCGUUCCUGCACUCGGGCUGCACCUCGCUGCCCUUCCGCUUCGAGGGCGACCAGACGCGCGAGUGCAUGCCGUGGGACGUGCUGCACCACAAUGCCAUGAAGCAGAAUAUGUCCCUGUGCGUGAAGGACCACCUCGAGAAACACGAUUACGGUCAGAGCGAGAUGUGCCUCAGCACCUCCAUCAACCAGCAGCAGAGUUACACGACCAUCAUCAAGGACGUUCUGCAGGACCUCCAAGGGAAGCCCAUCCCGCCAAACCUGACCCUGUCCAUGGUGAACAUCUACUUCUCCGAUCUCGGCUACACUGAGUACUACGAGCGGGUCCCGACCUUCCUGACGUGGUUCAGUGACCUCGGAGGGCAAAUGGGACUGUUCCUCGGCGCUUCCUUCAUCACCAUCGUCGAGUUUUACUUCGCCUUCUGCUACCUCCUACGAGUCCUGCUAGCCAAGUCCUUCCGAGCCUUGUCCCAAAUCCUCAAGGAGUUUGCGAAGAAAAGUGGUCCUCAAGACGCGUAAGUGGUGUUGAGGUCAUUUGCGGAGGCCAUAUCUGCCGACGGGGCAAAGCUGAAAUUGGGAAAGAGAGAUAAGAAAACAAAGUGUAACUCGCCCAAUAAUAAGUGUAUUGGAACCAAAUUUGUACUAUUUCUGUGUCUUAGGAUGAUACUGAUUGGUACUGAAUAUCAAUGAAAUCCAUCCAUCCACAAUGUAUAUAUAUACACGUAUAUUGUUCUGAAAGUUAAACAUAAUUAUUAUUCAUUUUUUGCGUCAGAUGUAGUGGACCAGACUUAAUGUUCUUAUAGGUUUACGCGUACACAUUCUACAAAAGGAAACAAC
Penaeus vannamei (Pacific white shrimp) is the source of this 1150-nucleotide messenger RNA. NCBI's taxonomy places the organism in Eukaryota, Metazoa, Arthropoda, Malacostraca, Decapoda, Penaeidae. The record is from RefSeq and is a predicted model, not a curated record.